Leptopilina heterotoma is the source of this 1956-nucleotide messenger RNA. RefSeq lists its product as uncharacterized. Lineage: Eukaryota; Metazoa; Arthropoda; Insecta; Hymenoptera; Figitidae. Bases 1 to 1956 code for a protein of 651 amino acids. The transcript is spliced from 6 exons. The record is from RefSeq and is a predicted model, not a curated record.
AUGUGUUUAAAAUUGCAGGAAUUAGGUUGUCCAAGAAUUCCAAACAAUUGUUUCAAGCACGACAGUUAUUUAUUCGUUGACCAUGCUGCUGGUUUGAAUGCAGGAUUGGUGAAUGGUGAUUAUUUAAAGUUUGAGUUUCCUUCAAAGAAAAAAGAGAAAAUUGUGAAUUUAAAUGUAUGCCUUAGAGGCUUUAGAGGGAUGCAUCUCUCAGAACUAUCAUCUCAGAGAACAAAACAAAAAAGUUGGAAAUUUUGUUUCUAUCAAGCUAUAACUGCAUUAUUGGCUAAAACACAGUUGAGAUACAAAUAUGCAUGGAGUGGAAAUGUUGAUUAUAUUUACGAUCACGCCUGGAUUCUUUUUAUUCACACCGGCUCGAUUAAUGUAAAAAAGAGACAGAGACUAAAUGAUGUUGUAAUUAACAAUUACAAGUAUAAUAUCGAACUCGAAUUAGUGGAUGAACUGAAUUCAAUUGCUGACUCAUCGACACCAUUCAAUUAUUUGAAAUCUUUCACCAGAAAGCAAUUAAAUCGAAAUGAACUGAUGCACAUCCCAGAAACAUUGGGUUUAAAGAAAGCUUCAAAUCUAAAAAAAUUCGCAAAUCGUAAUUCUACCCACAAGUUAAUGGAAGAAUGGCUCGAUGCAAUAGAUCUUCUGUCACAUAUGAAUUGUAUUCUUAAAACAGGAGAAUUUUCCCUAGCUUUCUGGAGAGAAGGAUACUUUUGGUAUCUUUACAAUCCGUACAGAUGCAAUGAGUACGGAUUUUUUGAUGAUUGUGGAUAUAAUUGUAUUAUGAAAUUUUGUUCGAUGGAUUCGUUGAAACGUUACUUGAUAGUUCUCUUGAGUACUGUUCAAAUAAUUCACAAUGACGAUUUAAAAAAUAAUAAAAUGGGGGGAACUAAUCAAACCGAAAUUAAGAAUGAAGAUUCAAAAUCUGCAAAUACUUUCACGAUUCAGUUGUUUAAAAUGAACUUCUAUUGUUGCAAAGUUCAUAAUGUUCCUAAAGUUCAUAAUAAAAAAUUGUGUCCAAGUUUAGUUGACAAAUUUCAAUUGUUAGCACAUGACAGAAAAAUAAAUAAUGAGGAUUGCGACUUUGAGUUUAAUGAUUCUUGUAUUGAUGAUGAAGGAAAAUCAGAAGAAACAUUACAUCCUUCUGAGAUAAAACAGGAAAAUAACAUUAAAAAGAAGAAACUGAAUGAAAAUUUUUUAUGGAAGCAAUAUCAAGUAGAGGAAGAGGAUACUCUUUUUUCCAUGCACACCAAUAUUUCAAAUGAAAUUUUUCCACAACAAAAUCAAGAGAAAUAUUUUUAUGCUUGUUAUGUUAUUUGUGCUGGUAUGACAAGACUAAUUUCACCAGAAUUCUGGACACCUCAAACUUUAAAUGCUAUUUUGUUUUUUGGCCGCAUCUAUUAUACGUCUAAUAACCAAGAAGAAAAACUAAACCACGAAACAAUAGAAACAUUAAAUACUGCAACAAUUAAUCAAUUAACCGAAGAAUUUAAAAUUGCAAAUUUUGCAUUUCAACUGAAAAUAUUUCCAGCAUCUCAUGGCCAUCUUCACAAUAAAUAUACCAAAUGUCUUAAAACUGCCGUUGAAAAAUGCUUUUUAAAACAUAAUUUUGCUAUUUUAACCUGUAAAAAUUCAUGUCUGGGAUUUUUUAAAGACUAUGCAUCUUAUUAUAUUUUUGAUGUUCGAUCGAAAAAUUCUGGAAAAGGCACUGCUUGUUUAUUGAGAACAACUUAUUUUCAUAAAUUUAUGAAAAAUUUACUACUGUUAAUCGAUUCAGUUCAGCAGACGAAGCCAUGCAAAAAGGCAAUCUCGGCGUCCGAAGCCGCGUAUAGCAACCAAAGUGUUUAUAAAAUUACAGCGAUUCUCGCUGGAAAUAACGUGAAGCCUUCAAUUCACCAAGUCUCAUUAUUGGAUUUGGGAAUCACAUUCAAGACACUCGGUUAUUUUUAA